Messenger RNA from Paraglomus brasilianum, 999 nucleotides. Lineage: Eukaryota; Fungi; Glomeromycota; Glomeromycetes; Paraglomerales; Paraglomeraceae. The record is from the annotation of a GenBank genome assembly.
AUGAAAUGGAAGGGUGGUUUUGUGUGCGAGUUUAUUGAGAUCGAAAGCGAAAAGAGACACGACAGAGACCAGGGAGGCGGAGUACAUGGAAAUGCUAUUUUCUCAAAGUAUGAUGUUGACUUUAGAGUCCUCGAUCACAAGCAUCAGCCUUUCAAUUGGGAGAAGGAUUGUGACAAGUUAAACGAACCCAGAAAGGGAAGGCGAGUUACCCUGGUUGCCGAGAUCAAAACAGCAUUUGGUCCACCGAUACUAUGUUAUUGUGUACAUUUAGAAGUAUUCUGCGGUCUUAUAGGCCGAGUAAAUCAAUUUUCCGAGAUUCUAUCAGAUUCGGUAAUCCAUGCUUCCACUCAUCCAUACCAAUUAAUCCUUGGCGAUCUCAACACGAAAUCACACUCAAUAGCCAGAUUAUCGUCAUUCUCUAGGGAUAGAUACUGUGUACUAUCUCUUGGCAUGAGCGAAUCAGAGUGGUGGGAUAAAAAUCUACUUUCUUGGCACGCAUGUAGUGGUGAUACCAACAUGUAUCUGAAAUAUGGUGGGAUUUGGCCAGUAUUUGCUCUGGCGAGAACAGCACUCUCAGGCUUCACUCCAAAAGUCCUUACCGAUGCACGCAACCCUGGAUUCUAUGACCCAUGGCAUCCGUUUUACGACGUAACAAUCAACUAUCCAAGAUACUAUGCUCUAUACUCUGCUAAACUUGACUGGACUCUUGUUCGUGGAUUCAACGUAAUCAAACGAUGGAUAGGUAACGAUGACUACUCCGCGUCCGAUCACAAGUAUUUGAUGAUAGAAGUCGUUUUUGAUGAUUAUAGCAUUGCUAGCGAUACAGAGGGCAUGGCUUGGGAAGUGUGGCGGAUGAGGAGAAAGGAGUGGAAGAAAAGGCUUGAGAAAGAAGUGGAGAGUAAGCGGGUACGAGGUAGCAAGGGGAGAGUAGUGCAAUGGAUCGGUUUUGUUGCUGUGUUUGUUGCUAUUGGCAUAGGAGUUGCUAGAAAACGGCUAUGA